Messenger RNA from Closterium sp. NIES-65, 2172 nucleotides. The record is from the annotation of a GenBank genome assembly. Lineage: Eukaryota; Viridiplantae; Streptophyta; Zygnematophyceae; Desmidiales; Closteriaceae.
AUGGAUUCCUGCCGCGCCGCUCGUCCUAGCAGCACCGUUACUUCCGCUGACCUGUCAGCGCCUCUUCUCCACCCUGCCCCCGUGCAACCUUGCCCACCUGUUGCUGCUGCUUCUUCCGAAGCCGAUGCCCUCGAAUCCUCUCCGUCCGCGCCAUUCGUGCCUCUCUCGCGCGACUCGCGGCCAUGGCGAGAUCGGUCGUGGCGCAUAGCCUUCCUCUUCCUCGCCAUUCUCACGCUCCUCCGCGCGCUCCGCCUGCUCAUCCCCGCCCUGCGCGCGUCCCCCGGCCCCUCAGCGGCGCUCGUCACCCUCUCGUACGCGCGCAUCGGCGUGGCCGUCGUCGCCGCCGCGCCGCUCGUGUGGGGCGUGCUGCUGUACGUAAGGCGGCACAACAGCCUCGCCAUAAUUCUGCCCGCACACUUCGCGCUCGUCGCGCUCCUCUUCUUCGUCGGUGCGUUUCUGAUUCUUCACCUCCCGCAACUGUUCUUCUCGGACUCUCUAGUACUAAGCACGAGCGCGGGUCCCAUCGCCACUUCUGCUGCCGGCGCCGCCACCUCGUCGCACGUUCUUGCUGCUAUGAGCACGCUCGCUGCCGCAGCAAGAGCAGCAGCUCGCGCGAUGCUGAUGGAUGGAGUAUCUUCCGUUGUCGACGCCACUGCCGCCACUCUCACUCGCUCCGUCACCGCCAGAACCAGCAGCACAUGGCUGCUCACUCCCAGCCGCACCGCAUCGCCUCCCCUCUCCGAUUCCCUCGCCCUGCUCUUCUCCUCAUUCCUCUCUCUUAACAACUCCGCACCCCUUACCUCCCCACUGGGCAUUCCUUCCGUUCUACCCUCUCCAUUCCUCACCUCCCCGUUCCCCCCCACGUCUGUCCUUGCCUCGCCCUUCCCGUCCUCGCCUCUCGUUUCCUCCUCCAUGUCGCCGCCCCUCCUAUCCCUCGACUCGAACCACUUCAUAGUGCACUUCGCCUGCCUCUUCGCGCUCCUCAGCCUAGCCAUGCUCCUCCUCCUCUCCCGCCCUCUCAAACGCCUCUCCCUCUCCCUCCUGCGUCGCACCGCCGCCAUCCUCCUCUCUCACUCCCAGUCCAUCCUCUACUUCGUCCUCCUCCUGCUGCUCCUUCAAGUCCUCGUUACAGCACCACUCGCUGCAGUCGUCAGGAAGGUGGCUGUCCUGUGCGCCAUGGUAGCAGGGGAGGGCAAGAUUCCUGCCGUGUGUGCAGCGUGGUUGCUUCCACUCCUCACGCAGCUCGCCAACCCACCGCUGCUGCUCCUCUUCCUGCUCCUGGGCCUGUGGGCCGUUGUUGUCUUCUCCAUGCUCAUCGCCUUCCUCGCUGCUGCUCUCGUGGGCCACGGCGUGAGCGCAGAGGAGGGGGAUCACAGGGACGAAAUCCGACGUGGAAAGCACUCCGGGGAAGGUGCUGCUGGCGAUGGUGCUGCUGCUGCCUACCCUGCUAUCGCAGCAGUCGCAGCGGUCCCCACGCGUUCUGUGUGGUCAGCGGUACAUGCAUCGCAUGUGCCAUCAGCCAUUGGCAUCACCAAACGACCCCAGUUCUCACACCUGCCUCUGCUGGGUCACGCGCUCAGGCUCGUCCUCACGCGCUCCCUGGGCACAGCUGCAGCGGUGGCGAUGCUGCUCAUCGUACUGUACAUCCUCUUCACCGCACUCAACACCUGGCUGGCGGUGUACGUGUUUGCGUCCUUGGAGGUGCCGGGGCUGCUGACGGGCUCUGCUGCUGCGCUGCUCACCGUGGCGCAACUGCUGCUGCUGCACGUCCUCACCUGGUUCGUGCUGCCAGUGGCGGGCAUCACGGGCAAGGGCGUGUGGGCUUCUCUUGCCAUCGCGCUGCGCCUGCUGCCCGCGCACCUGCUGCCGUCGCUCGCCCUCUUCAUCUUCACUCGCAUGCUCAUUCUCGGCCUUGCCAUCACCACUGAAACUCUGCUGUGGCUGCUGGUGCUCUGGCUCACGCCCUCCCCAUUGUCCGCGUCGCAUGCAUGGGUCGUGGGUGCCUCCUUCACGCGCCUCUUCCUCUCCUCCAUUCUCUCCACUGCGCUCUCCACCCUCACCCUCUCCCUCCUCGCCUCCGUGCCUGCUCUCUACGUCUACCUUGCGCUGGGAGAGAGGUUGGAUGCACGCACAGGGGUGGUACUGGGCAAACAGGGGGAUACGAGUGGUUGA